Molecule: messenger RNA, 6095 nt
Organism: Coregonus clupeaformis (lake whitefish)
Lineage: Eukaryota; Metazoa; Chordata; Actinopteri; Salmoniformes; Salmonidae
Product: forkhead box protein O3
Exons: 3
Coding region: 1137-3146 (669 amino acids)
Biological process (GO): regulation of transcription by RNA polymerase II
Cellular component (GO): nucleus; mitochondrial matrix
Molecular function (GO): RNA polymerase II cis-regulatory region sequence-specific DNA binding; DNA-binding transcription factor activity, RNA polymerase II-specific
Source: RefSeq, a predicted model, not a curated record
GCGAUCCCGUCCACGGGAUCCAAGGGGUGGCCUUUUCAAUGGGGGUGGUAACGUUAGUCUAUCUAGCCACCACUAUCGCUGCUGUUGCUGUAUAACUUUGAGCUUGUUGAGGGCUGUCACAAGACGGAAUGUGCUAAGUAGAUAGAUUUGUGUGUAUGUGUGCAGCAGAAGAGAUCGGGCCUACUGUAACCUAGAGUGUGAUGUGGCGUUUCGUUUUCCAUACCAACUGAGCUGCGUUCGUCAGUAAAGGCGACUUUGGAGUCAGUAAAGGCGACUUUGGAGAAACGGAGAUAUCAUUCUCAUUUCCGUUCCUUUUCGUUUUUCUAUCCACACUGACAACAAUACGCAGCUUUCAUGUAUCCAGUCUAAUAUUAAAAAGGACUUGAGAGUGAAAGUGAAUUUGGCAAGAUGACAGCAAUGACAGGAGGGAUAGGACUAUGCAGGAAUUAAUCGCAGCCAUCACCAUAGCGCGCAGUGACUGUACGCUUUUAUACGUGUAAGACAGCUUCAGUGUGAUGACGUUUGACCAGUUUCUCCGUGGCUAUUGACGAGGAGCUUCAAAUUGGUGUAUUCAGUUACCUUUCAUCAGUGCGGGUUUUGAUCUUGAACGCGCAAGGAAGGAAUGUGUAAUCCGCUCAUUGAUGAACGAACUCGUGCUACACAGUAGAUUACUCUUGAACGAACUGUAGUCACUGUACUGUUAUUACUACCAUUGCUCCAGACGAGGAGAAAUACCACGAAUAUGCAGGCGAGGAGAAAUACGACGAAUAUGCAGCAACCCGUUUUGAACUGUUGCGAUUGUCAAAUGUAAAGUCGCUGUGGCUUGCUUAUGGAGCCAGGGAGAAUAGUACUCGUUUAUUAGUUAUGGUGCUAAGACAUUUAUAAUAGUCCACAAGUAAUACGUUUAAAAUUGAUCCUGAUCAGCAUAGCGGUGCUCUUUUUGCUACUAGAGGAUUUUCUCAAUUCGCGCGGAGUUGAUAGUGACCCUUGAGGACUGCUGGUCUGGAAAAGCAACAAAGGCGGGGGCGCGCAUUCAUGGAAUGCGACUUUGACAGCUCUCCACUACUUAGCUCUCCACUACUUAUCUACUGACCCUAUCAGCGGGCAGCAGGGACGUGCGAGUGAUUGAAGGUGAGAUGGCCGAGGUUCCAGCCCCCAGCCUUCUCCCUGAGUUGGACGUGGCCAUAGACCCAGACUUCGAGCCACAAAAACGGCCACGAUCGUGCACCUGGCCGUUGCCGCGACCCGAGUCCAAUGCUGGGAAACCAGAGAGCAACGAAACUGACAUUAUACCCGAGGAAGAGGAUGACGAAGAGGAACAACAUGCCACUUCCAUGGCCAUCAAUGUUAAUGGCACCAGCUCCAGCCUGGGAGCAGACGACCAGAACAGUAACAGCCCUACGGCCGAAGGACUGCUGUCCGAACAGGAGAACGGAGGCUCCCCGCUCCCCUCCCACUCCCCCACGGCCACCUCUGGCGCACUCAGCACCAGCAGCCCGGGGGCGCAGACCGCACGGAAGUCCUCGUCGCGCAGGAACGCGUGGGGGAAUCUCUCAUAUGCUGACCUGAUAACCAAAGCCAUAGGCAGCACGCCAGACAAGAGAUUGACUCUGUCUCAGAUUUAUGAGUGGAUGGUGAGAUGUGUGCCGUACUUCAAAGACAAAGGCGACAGCAACAGCUCGGCUGGGUGGAAGAACUCCAUCCGGCACAACCUCUCCCUCCACAGUCGUUUCAUCCGUGUCCAGAACGAGGGAACGGGAAAGAGUUCCUGGUGGAUGAUAAACCCGGAGGGAGGAAAAGGCGGGAAGGCCCCCCGGCGCCGUGCUGUCUCCAUGGACAACAGCAACAAGUACACCAAGUCUGCCCGUGGCCGCGCAGCCAAGAAGAAGGCGGCCCUCCAGGCAGCGGCGGCCGGCGAGGGGGGCGGAGACAGCCCCUCAGGGCUUUCCAAGUGGCCAGGCAGCCCCACAUCACGGAGCAGUGAGGACCUGGAUGCCUGGACAGACUUCCGCUCACGCACCAACUCCAACGCCAGCACGCUGAGCGGGCGCCUCUCGCCCAUCCUGGCCAACCCAGAGCUGGACGAGGUGCCGGACGAUGAACCGCAGCUGUCACCCAUGCUCUACUCCAGCCCUGGCGGGGCGCUGUCGCCCGGGAACACCCCCACGCCCAAUGGGAAGGCAGUGCCCGCAGAGCUGCCCCGCCUGGCAGACCUGGCAGGAACCAUGAACCUGAACGACGGGCUGACGGAUGACUUGAUGGAUGAGCUGCUGGAUAACAUUACUCUGGCCCCCAACCCAACCGGACCGACCACCCAGAGAGGAUCCACCGGAUUCAGUUUUGGCUCCAAGCCUGCCGGGCUGGGCUCCCCCUCCUCAGCCACCCCGCUCUCCGCUGCAUCCCCUUCUAAUGGUGCAAGCAGCGGUGGCUACAAUAAUACAAUCUUCGGGCCCCUCGCAGCGGGCUCCUCCCUGCGGCCCGCCCCCAUGCAGACCAUCCAGGAGAACAAGCAGACGUCCUUCUCCUGCAUCUCCCGCUUCGGCAGCCAGACCUUGCAGGACCUGCUCAACUCAGAGGGCCACAGCCACAGUGACGUCAUGAUGACCCAGUCCGACCCGCUGAUGUCACAGGCCAGCGCCGCCGCCGUCAUCUCCCAGAACUCCCGGCGAGGCCUCAUGCUCCGCAGCGACCCCAUGAUGACCUUUGGGAUCACGGCGGCUGGCCAGGGAGGGCAGGGGGGGCUCUUGCACCCCCACAACCACAUCCAGGGCUCCCUGAGGACCCUGAACGGGGGUCUGAGCCUGAACAACGAGGCCAACGCCAAGCAGCAGCUCCUGCACUCUCCACUGGGACUUGGAUCCAACGGAUCCUCCAUGAUGCAGAUUGACUCGUCUCUCUUCCUGAACGGGAGCGCUGGUGGCAGCGGUGGGAUCUGCUCGCUAGGCCCCGACCGCUUUCCCACCGACCUGGACCUGGACAUGUUUAACGGGAGCCUGGAGUGUGACAUGGAGUCCAUCAUCAGAAACGAGCUGAUGGACGCAGAUGGCCUGGACUUUAACUUUGACUCUCUGGCCAACCUGAACGGAACCAACCUGGGCAGCUUCACCAGCACCAAGCAGGGACCCCAGAACUGGGUCCCUGGCUGAGAGGGAGGCCACACUCUGGAGGUGGUGGAGCAGGUCCCAACUGUAAAGCAUGAGAAGAUCAGACACAAAACGUCAUUUUUGCCAAACCUGACAUCAGCACACCGUGGAAUAAAAUCCCUCUGUUAACACAAGACCUCCUCUAGAGAAAUGUACCUUUGCUCCCACUCUGACCAUGAACAUUUCAAUGACACAGACUCACAAGACGCUACUGUCAGUUACUCAAAGCCUCCUGCAAAACAAACAAACAAAUAAAUAAACAAUGUGAAAUCUUCACAACAAGCUCAUCUCAGAAUUAUGCAAUCUUCCUUUGAGAAAACACCAGUCGGGACAAAAUCCAUUGUAAAGAUUUCAGAGAGAGAGAGAGAGACUGUGUUUUGUUUAUUUGAAAGGGUUUUGGGCUGGGAAACCAGGAAAUGUGGCAAGCAAGGUUGUAGUGUACAGUCAAGUAAUUCCUGUUAGAAGAAAUGACAAAAGAUAAACAAAAGUGAUGUGAAAUCUAAUAUAGUGGUUUCUGGGGUGAGUUACCUUGAAAAUCUUCCCUCUGUUUUCACUCAGUGAUUUUAAAUGUUUAAUGUUUGUUUUGAAUUCCUGUUUUGUCAUCAUCCCUGUGUCUGCACCUGUUUGUGUAAAAAAAAGUAUUGAUGAAUUGAGAGGAAGGAGACAAUAUCUGCAUUUAAAAUAGUGACAACACACACACGUUACACACACACCUCCCAAAAUGACAAGACUCCAUAACCCCUUAGGAGCGAUGAUGACAUAGGUUUAGUUGUUUUCAUUUUACAUGAGUUUGAUUGAUUAGUCCCAGUUUUAAAAUGACUUCUAAUAAAAAUAAUAAUGAUAUACAAUUAUCCUUAGCCAAAUACUAUAGAGAGAGAUUGUAUCUAACUGUAAAAAAUAGAAGAAAAAACAACAAGAAAUCUGUGUAAAGUACACUGCAGUGGAAGCUUCAAGUUAAAGGAAGAGCCGAGGAGGAGGGGGAGAUUAGAUAUUCUUUCUUAGCUAAUUGGAGGGUUGCAUCGAGGAUGUGUAAUACAGCAUAUGUAGCCAAAAUGAAUACCUAUGUCCUAGCGUUGUGUACAUUUCCACACCAUAACGGGUGCUAUGAUGUAAACAGUGUUUGAGUCCAGGCCCUAGUAAGCCGUGCGUUUUACCUACGUGGCCUGCUGAGCCGUAGCCGUAGAAGUAGCAACGGCAGGGUGGCGCUGAGAGGCUAGGAGGUUGUACAGUCAGGCUCCUCCCCCUCUGGCAGCCAUUUUGUUUUUCUUGAGAAAACCAUAAGCUAUCUGUAUAUAUUGCCAAAUUACUUGAAACAUGUACAUGUAGGUGACGCUGGCAGCCAAACACCACAACACAAUAAGAGCAAAGUAUAUAUGUUUCAGCUCUGCUUGUUGUUUCGUUGUGGGCUUGAGGGGCAUGUUAUUAUAUGCAUAUACCAUCACUCAGGGGGAAGAGGGAGCUAGCCUAUACCUAACAUUACACCAGGUCCCAUCUCCAUGGUAGAACACACAACAACAAGUCCUUUGUUGGCAAAAAAGUAAUGCUUGUGUCGUGAACUUGUAACCUGUGAACUAUGACCUUUCAAGAGGUAGAGGAAAAUAUUCACUCGUUCCUGUCGUUCUGUUUUUUUUUGGAGUCAUAGUUUUUUCUCCUCAUGUGGGAUUCGUGACGCGCGCACACCCACACCCUCACAGACACACCUGGUGCUCCUACAGGUCUCUCCUGUAUCUCCUGAGUGCGUGUUCGUGUGUGUGUGACUGUGGACUUUUAUCUCAUUUAUUGAUUUUAUCUCACAAGGAUAUGUUAUCCUUCGUUAUCCUUCAUGGCGCAUACAGCACCCCCUCUGUAUGCAUGUACUGUAUUUAUGCAUUAUGAAUUGUGUGAAAUGCAUAUAUAUAUAUAUACUCACUCUAUGUCCUUUAUAUACUCAUGUAGUACUGGUUUUUUGUGAUGCCUCGGAAGGUAGGGUUGAAGAAAUAACUUUACAUUACCUGCCCGUUUGGAAGGGAAAAUGCUACGCUAGUAUUAGCAAUGCUAUUGUUGUUGAACCAGAUAGAGAACCAGGACACCAUUAUUGUAGCAGCAUCUGGGCCGCUGGUACCCCUUCUGUGUCUGGGGUAGUUACCCAGAGGGUUGCCCUGGCCUGUCUGUCCUGUAUAAUAGUGUACAAACAAACAAACGUGUGUAUGUAUGUCCGUCACCCAGAGGCCGAGGCAGAGGAGUGUUUGUGCAUGGCUGGGUAGGUGAUCUACUGUAGCAGUGCUACCUGAAAUGUAGUGCAUGACCCCCACCCCUUCACUGAAGUUCUAGACCAGUGGUGCACUCAGCUCUCUCAGUAUGGGGAGAAUCUCUAUGAGUCCCAGUACACACAGACAGGAGAGUAGAUCCCCUAAACUUGAAAUCUUCUAACCCCAUCGUUUUCUGGAACCUGUGACUUCCAACAAACCUAGAGCCUUCUAUGACUCUUCACUGCACCUUACCUCUUAUAGAAAUGUCCCUGUAUUAUAGUGUACAAACAGACCGAGAAGGGGAGAAAGAACCCAGUCAGCCCAGAACAGAUGUUCCACAGAUGCAUUCUUUGCUACUGCGUUUAGAGGAAACAGGAAGGCUCCUUUGGCCCCAUAAUGAUGGCACACACACACAGUACUACCCCCAUGUCCAGAAUAGAAAGUCAGAAGUACCACUAGUUACUCUUUUAGUCACGACAUCAGCCCCCUGUUCUUCAAAGCUCUUCUUGAUCCUAGAACCUUCUGCCCAUCGUUAGCCCCGCCCCUCACCUGCCUUGCUGUCACCUAUGACCUCUGCUCUUUGACCCCUGUAGUAAACUCGCUUCUUCUUGACGAUGUUGAUGUAAGUGGGUAUUUUUCCUGUGUAUUCCAUUUUGAAUUGUAAUCUAGUUUGUACAAGAAAUGGUGCGCAUGUAAAUAAACCUUGGUGAAACUCCACACUCUC